CAACAUCGCGAUACCGCAGGUGGAUAUCUAAAACACAUACGAUACCACAACAGAUCACGCAUCGCAUACCUCAAACACAAACAGCAUCGUCUACCAUGUCGGUCUAUCAGAAAAUCUUCCAGGCAACUACCCGUAGGGCCGCGGCCUCGGCGGCAUUUAGCGCGGGCAACAUCGCCAAGUCCGCAAAAUCCUCGGUCCCCAAAAUGGCAAUCUGGGCGGUCCCGGGUGGGGUCGCCGCCUCCUGGUUCAUCUUUGGCGCCCUUACGGACGAGAUCAAGGAGAGCCUKGGWAUGUACUACGAUCCUCUCGCGGACGUCAACCGCGUCGAAAUGGAGCGSGUGAAGCGCAUGGACGAGCGGGAGGCGAUCAAGGCCGCCAAGGCAGCCGCGAAGGCCAGUAGCAGCGGUGGGGACGACGACGAGGAAGACGACGACGANGUACAAUACAUCUCUAUGAAGGAACACCCAAUAGGGAACCAGGCAAAGCGAUUGAUAACCAAUAGGAACGAAUCUCGAUUGCAUUAUCAUUGCCUAUUAGAACUAUUAGAAUAGAACAACAUCGCGAUACCGCAGGUGGAUAUCUAAAACAC
Molecule: messenger RNA, 589 nt
Organism: Pseudo-nitzschia multistriata
Lineage: Eukaryota; Bacillariophyta; Bacillariophyceae; Bacillariales; Bacillariaceae
Source: the annotation of a GenBank genome assembly